Mesorhabditis belari is the source of this 1248-nucleotide messenger RNA. The record is from the annotation of a GenBank genome assembly. Lineage: Eukaryota; Metazoa; Nematoda; Chromadorea; Rhabditida; Rhabditidae.
AUGAAUCCAUCCUCAAAUGGCUUAUUGAGAACAUAUCAAGCCGAUCUCUCAGCAAGCAUUCAAAGGCUAGACACACUGGAAAAAGAACAUCAAAGGCUGAAGAAGAAAAUCAGAUCGAAGAAACGACGAAAAUCCCUCAACUCUUACGAUGAGGAUUCUGAAGAAGAUGACUCGUGGAAGCUGUUAAAAGAAAACGCUAAUGUUCACGGUUUGAAAGAUCUCUUCUUCACCUCUUCAUCAAAAUUGAAAGUUACAUGGAUCCUGUUAUUGAUUUUGGCUGCGAUUCUCACUGUUCAUGGAUGCUACACGAUAAUCGUCGAAUAUUUGGUGGGACGAGUGGUCGUCUCAUAUUUUGUUUAUGAAGCAUCUGACUUACCCCUUCCCGAUUUGGUGAUUUGUCCGUUGAAUCGUUUCAACCGAACAUUUCUCGAGAAUCUCAACGUCUCCGCUGGAUUAGCUCAGUAUAUGGAGCUCUCCUUUCCACUCUAUCCUAUGCAUCCAUUUCAACAACCGACAUUCGAUGCAGUCAUGGGAAACACCGACUUCUACAACAAUGAGCUGGAAUUGUUGUUGACAAGACUUGGAAACAUGACGUAUCGAGACUUUUUGAAUAAAGCUUCUUUACCCUGUGAAGCAUUUAUGGACAAUCCAGAUGAUUGUGCGAACAGUACAGAGAUUUAUUGCUCGGCCGGGAAAUGCUUUCGGAUACCUGGCGAUACUCAGUACAGCGCUGGUUUUGCGACGGGUGAUCAUCGGAUUAUCAAUCUCCCGACCGAAUCUUACAGUCCAGCUGCUAAUCAAAUUCCAAAUGAUGGCAUCAUUGUAAAACUUGUGGAAAAAGGGAUGGGAAUUGAUAACGAUUUUACUUUUGUACCUACAGGUGUUCACGCGAUCUUCCCGAUCACUGCCGUCAAGUACGAGUUCAUGAACGAUCCACCAAAAUACAUGUGUCAAGAGGAAAGCAAUUACACAUACAGUAGUGUCUACUGUUUUGAGGAAUGCUUUGUGGAGGAAGCGGAAGCCGUAUGCAAUUGCUCACUUGCCGGUGCGACAACACCGAGAAAAGCGAUCACUUGCACGGCACAACAAUACUUCAAUUGCUUUUUCCCGCAACUCAGCGCGCUCGGAUUUGAUAAGAACAAGAAGUGUCGAAGUCAAUGUCCUCCACCGUGCACUUAUUGGGAAUAUGAAAAAGCACGUCUCUUUUGCGAAUUUUCCGUCAAAAUCGGCUCGCUACUUUGUGAAAGA